Messenger RNA from Marchantia polymorpha subsp. ruderalis, 2756 nucleotides. The record is from the annotation of a GenBank genome assembly. NCBI's taxonomy places the organism in Eukaryota, Viridiplantae, Streptophyta, Marchantiopsida, Marchantiales, Marchantiaceae.
AAUUGCGCUCGAUUCGAUUUCGACUAAACCCUGAGCGAAGAAGACAGGGGCAAGAUUCUUGUUUGUUCUGGGUUCAGUGCUGACUGUCAAAAGUUACGAAUUGUGUUCGACAGCGAGAUGGCACAUUAAAGAUUCAAAUUGAUGUCCAGCAGCUCUCGCAAUUUCUUUUGAAUCACAGUGGCCCGGGGUCUGACUCCUUCACGUGGUAUUCAGUCUGCUUAGUUGGAGAGGGUGUCGAUGAUCAAUGCUCUGUGAAGAACUGUUUUUGCAGAUUGGAGGAAUGCUGUGAAGAAAAUUCAUGGCAAACUUUUGGAAACCCGGGAACGACAGGCCUGACGCGCGGCCAUCGGUUGCGUUUCGUGGAGAUGAAGAGUUUCCUGUGGGACUGUUUGAGGAGUCAGGCCAAUUUAGCUUCGAAAAGCGGAGGCAAAGACAUCCAAUUUUCAAACAUCGUCAUGAAUUACUGUAUCUUGUGAAAAAACAUGGUGUUACUGUUGUCGUUGGAGAGACUGGGUGUGGUAAAACAACCCAACUGCCACAGUAUCUAAUGGAGGCUGGAUGGGCUGAAGGAGGGAGGCUCAUUGCUUGCACCCAACCCCGGCGUAUUGCUGCUCAGACAGUCGCUUUAAGAGUAUCGGAAGAAAUGCGAGUUUCUCUUGGUGCCGAGGUUGGUUACUCGAUCCGUUUUGAAGAAGUAACUACACCGGGUGUAACAAAGAUCAAAUUUUUGACUGAUGGUGUGCUCAUCCGAGAAAUGAUGGCGGAUCCUUUACUCUCGAGAUACAGUGUCAUCAUGGUCGAUGAGGCGCAUGAAAGAAGUGUCACAACGGAUGUUUUGCUUGGUCUUUUGAAGAAGAUUCAGAAAAGACGUCCAGAAUUGAGAGUUAUAAUCGCUUCUGCAACUAUGGAUGCAGCAAGUGUAGCCACCUUCUUCGAUACUAGUGCUGAAAGAAUCAAGGUUUCUUCAGUAACGGAGUCAUUACCAGAUCGAAAGCCUGCAAGCAUCACAGUUGAGGGAAGGUCUCAUAGUGUCCGUGUACACUACUCUAUGGAUCCAGUUUCAAGCUAUGUGUUGGCUUCAGUGUCGACGACUCUCUCGAUACAUAAAAUGGAGCCGGCCGGUGACAUUCUUAUUUUCCUCACUGGCCAGGAUGAUGUUGAUGCUGUAGUGAAUUUACUCAAUACAGAGGCGGAGAACUUUCCGAGAAAUUCACCAGGAUUGCUCGUUUUGCCUCUGUUUGCAGGACUGUCACGUGCUGAUCAAGAGCUUGUAUUCAGACCAGCUGCUCAAGGGAGAAGAAAAGUAAUCGUGUCAACAAACAUAGCUGAAACUUCUGUUACAAUUCCGGGUAUAGUGUACGUGAUUGAUUCUGGGUUUGCAAAGCAGCGCUUCUACAAUCCGUUGACCGAUGUAGAUGCCCUGGUUACUGCACCUAUCUCCAGAGCUUCUGCUGAGCAGAGAGCUGGGCGAGCUGGGAGAAUGAGACCUGGAAAAUGCUUCAGGCUAUACACAGAAGAUACAUACUGCAAUGAUAUGAAGCCAGAGACUGUUCCUGAAAUACAGAGAUCCAAUUUGGUCUCUACGGUGCUCCAGUUGAAGGCGUUAGGUAUUGACAACAUCAUGCGGUUUGACUGGCUGGCGCCACCGUCCUCGGAGGCCAUGAUAAGGGCAUUGGAGCUUCUGUAUGCAAUUGGUGUACUUGAUACUGAUGCCAAGCUGACCACCCUGGGUCACCAGGUCGCAGAGUUUCCGCUUGAUCCCAUGAUGGCGAAAAUGGUCCUGUCCUCUAGUUCGAACUCUUGUUCGUCAGAGGCUGUCACAAUUGCUGCGAUGCUCUCUGUACAGUCCAUUUGGGUAUCGAGCAAGGGCCGACAACGGGAGCUUGACGACGCGCGUGACCAAUUCGCAGUCGUAGAGGGCGACCAUGUGACGUAUCUCAAUGUGUACGAAUCAUUUCUUCGAGCCAAACAAUCUCCUCAGUGGUGUCACGAAAACCUCAUUAACUAUCAAGCCAUGAAAACAGUUGUGGAUGUGAGGAAGCAGCUGAGUAAACUGCUACAGCAAUUAGGUAUCACUUUGAAGUCAAGUGAUGGGGAUAUUAAGUGUAUAUUGAAGACAGUGACUGCAGGGUUUUUUGCGCAUGCAGCAGAGCUUGAGCCAUCAGGUGACUCAUACAAGCUUGUCAGAGGAGGCCAACAAAUGUACAUUCAUCCUUCAUCUGUGCUAUUCAGGACAACUCCGAAGUGGGUGGUUUUCCACUCUGUCAUGGUCACGGAGCGGUUCUACAUGCGGGACGUUGCAAUCUCUGACCCGGAGUGGCUCACGGAAGUCGCCCCACAUUAUUUCGAGCGUCGCAGAAGAAGCCAACUUCCAAGCUGAAGUUCCUCGGACUUCCGGUGUGUAGAUAAAGAGACGCAUCAGUGGCAUGCAGCAUUGCCUUCGAGUUUAUUAUGGACAACCUCUGAUCGACCUACCUGUGGGUAGGUCGAACAGAGGAAGGUGGCACAAGUUCUACAGGGUUCCGAAUAGUUUAGUUUCAGGACAUUCUGUGUAAGAUACAGACCCCAGAGGUUCCCUGUAAAGUCUUGUAAUCAUUUUUGGAAUAGACCCAACACCUCCGCUUGGAGGUUCCCGGCAAUGAAAAAGAUGAUCAGCGCAUUUGUAGAAUUUCUCCUUGGCCGUACUUACUCACAGCUACCGCUUCCUCAUACGAGGUCUGUUACUACUACUAGUGACAAAUUACAGAGAAUCCAAC